AUGAAAAACCUAAAGGCGGUGACAGAGGGAAAAUCGGAAGUGGUGGCCAUGACACACAGAGAUAUGAGGGCGAAAACGAACUGGAAGAGGCGCAGAAAGAGCCCACACGGGGUACCAUCCGCACCUCGACAGUCCUUCAUCCUCGUCGCCGCCGGGGCUUCAAUGGUGAUCGAAGAAGAGUCCACUGGAUGCACCGCCGGUCUGCUCAUCAUGGUCCUCUUUUUCUAUACGCCCCCGAACCCCAGUUACAAACUAGCAAUUUUCACGGCUCACCGGCAAAUGCACUCAAGUAUCGCUUGA
Oldenlandia corymbosa var. corymbosa is the source of this 300-nucleotide messenger RNA. The record is from the annotation of a GenBank genome assembly. Lineage: Eukaryota; Viridiplantae; Streptophyta; Magnoliopsida; Gentianales; Rubiaceae.